AUGAACGAAACAGAGCAGAUACUUGCGUCUGCCUUGAACAGCCUGACUGCCGAAAAGAGAACAGAGGCACUUCACGACGUCCAUUGUGUUGGAAAAGAGCUCAGGGAAACCACUGAAAUCGUCAAAAAGAAUCUUGCAGAAUUUGAUCAAGCGGUCCGUCGGGAACGAAAUCCAGUUUACGAAAUGGCCGUAAACCAAAACAGAGCCUAUGUCAAAAAUCGAUCAUUUCGUUUGCGCUUCCUGAGAGCUGAAAUGCACAACAUCGGGAAAGCUGUUGAUAAUAUGAUGAACUUUCUUCGCAACAAGUUGUUGUACUUUGGUGCAGAUAAAGUGAGCCGGGAUAUUUGCUUGAGCGAUCUUAGUGAAGAGGAGGUUGGGCUUCUCUUGUCUGGAAUCUUUCAUAUUCAAAACGAUAGAGAUCCAAUGGGGAGGGUGAUUGUGUAUAUAACUGGCGGUACUGAGAUGCUGGAGAAAUGUAGGCCAGAAACUCUGAUACGUGUCGCAUAUUAUUUCUAUUUCAACAUCUUGAGCUCGAUCGAAGCCGUACAAAUGAAGGGUAUUGUUCUUAUCGUGUACGACAUGUCGGCACCGGAACUGAGGAGGCAAUUUGUGAUGCCUGGACUUAUCUUUGGGUUAUUGGCUCAAGCUGAACAAAGAUCCUUUCCUGUCCGCUUCUCUGCACUGCACACCUGUGUAAGGACAGGGACUACCAACAUGCGUAUUCUCGAUACAAAUGUUGCGGCAGGGGCAAGACAACUUCCACAGCAUCUUCAAGCAAGAAUGCGGUUCCACCACGGAAGCAACACUGAGCUCCAGCAUAUUCUUAGUGCGUUUGGAAUCCCUAUUGAUUCUCGUCCGCUUAACAUGGAUGGUAGUCUGCGUCGAGAAAGCCUCAACUUGUGGCUUUAUCGGCACAUGGCAGCGAAUGAAAGCGAAAGUCUACCUGCUCUCCACUCUUAUGCAUCUUCCACUUUGUCCAUAACUACGGGAAUUCGAGAGAAAGAUAUUCUAUUUGGAAGAGGUCGACUUGUGCAAUUCCACCCUGGCAAUGUGCUGUACCGAAACUUUCUCGAGACACAUGCAGAGGAGCACGAUUCUGCCCCCCGGAAGCUGAGACGAAAGGUCGCCAUUGGCUUGACCAGCCAGCUCAUCGGAAGCGGCCUCCGCUUCAUGCAGCUGGUGGAAAACAGAUGGUCCGAAAGAAACUUUGAAGAAUCAGUGGUGAAAGUCAGUCAAUUUUACCGCACCCUACGAAGGAACAGUGGAAAGGAUCGGCUUAAAAGCCUGACUAUUUCCACUGUGGCUCUAAAUGGACCAGUAUACCCUCCAAAAGAAAUAUAG
Cylindrotheca closterium is the source of this 1341-nucleotide messenger RNA. NCBI's taxonomy places the organism in Eukaryota, Bacillariophyta, Bacillariophyceae, Bacillariales, Bacillariaceae. The record is from the annotation of a GenBank genome assembly.